UAGUAUUUAAUUUUAUUUAUUAUUUUACGUCAAAUAAAUUGUUACAUUUAUCAAUAUUUUUUUUUUUAAUUAACUAGUCAUUUUUACACACAAAUUCAGCGUUUUUAUUUUAAAUUAUAUUUUCUAAGUAAAUAUGGAGUGUAGUUUAGCCUCAACAUAUACUAGUAGUUCUGCAAAACCUUCUAGUGCUGUUUCGGGUAAUAGAAGCCCAGCAAAGUCUGGUUUACAUGUCAAUUUUACUGAAAAAGUAGAAGUAAAAGAAAAAAGAGAAAAGUUCUUAACAGCUAAGUAUGGUGCCCAUCAAAUGAGCUUAAUAAGAAAACGUUUAGCAGUUGAAAUGUGGCUGUUAGAAGAAUUGCAAAAACUGUAUGAUUUACCUAAAAGAGAUCCAGCAAUUGAAGGAAUAGAAUGUGAAGUGGAAGUUGAUAUAGAUGAUCUAUUAGAUAUGGAUGACGAUUGUCAGCGUACAAUAUUUCUUCAAAAACUCUUGUCAUCUGCCAAAUCUAAAGAAAAUAUCAAAGAAUUCAUUGAAAGAUUACUUGAAAAGAUUAAAACAUUAUAGAUAAUAACAGGCGGAAUUCAACUAUAAUUAUUCAUCCGCCACGCUACCUCUUAACUGUCAAACAAGAAAUGUCAAAUCUUGCCCGAUAAAUAGCAUGCAUGCAUUUUGGAAAAAAUUUUCAUUUUAGAAAAUUGUAUAAAAAGUACCGUCCACGUUUAAAAUAUGUAGAUUUGAAAAUGCUAAAUUAUAAAGAGAAGUAAAAAGUAUUGUUAUAUUUUUUUUGUGUUUAUUCAAAACAAAUUGUUCAGUGUUUUUUUAAAUAGAUAAAAGAUAUGUUGUAUUAUUUUUCAUAAUGUUGAAACAUCACUAUUGAAUAUUGAUGUAUGUGGUAGGGGCUUUUUAGAUUAAGUUCUAGACAUUUUUAUCUGUUUUGGUAAAUUAUUAAUUACCAU
Melanaphis sacchari is the source of this 954-nucleotide messenger RNA. Its product is annotated as protein phosphatase 1 regulatory subunit 14C. Gene Ontology annotation, cellular component: cytoplasm. Lineage: Eukaryota; Metazoa; Arthropoda; Insecta; Hemiptera; Aphididae. The transcript has 4 exons. Gene Ontology annotation, molecular function: protein serine/threonine phosphatase inhibitor activity. Gene Ontology annotation, biological process: regulation of phosphorylation. The coding region runs from base 134 to 562 and encodes 142 amino acids. The record is from RefSeq and is a predicted model, not a curated record.